Molecule: messenger RNA, 2242 nt
Organism: Rhineura floridana
Lineage: Eukaryota; Metazoa; Chordata; Lepidosauria; Squamata; Rhineuridae
Gene: CHEK2
Product: checkpoint kinase 2
Exons: 15
Coding region: 375-2147 (590 amino acids)
Biological process (GO): protein phosphorylation; mitotic DNA damage checkpoint signaling
Cellular component (GO): nucleus; cytoplasm
Molecular function (GO): protein binding; ATP binding; protein serine/threonine kinase activity
Source: RefSeq, a predicted model, not a curated record
CGUGACGCGCCGGGGUGGGGCGGGGCUACCGAAAAGGCGGGAGGAAGCCCAGCAGGGAAGGGGGACAAGGGCACAGGCAGGUGGGCGGCUUCCCCGCGCCCGACACUGCCGGGCUGUUGUGCGGGCGAGCAGGCAGAGGCCCCGCGCGGGCCGAGCCUCUCUCUCCAUCGCCCCCCGGGCACCUUGGUCCUUCACCGGGUCUGCGCCCCGAGGGGACGCGUCUCCCCGAGCGCCAGCGGAGGCCGGAGGCGCCUGCGUCCGAGCAGCGCGGGGAGGCGCCGCCUGAGCUGAGGUCCCGCAAGCGCGCCCCGAGCCGCGCCUCCCCUCGUGCGUGGGCGAUGCCGGCGGCCCCGCAGAGCAGCGCCUGAGCCGGGAUGUCCCAAAGCGAGGCGGGGGCGCAGGCGGGCGAGCGGGGCGGCCCAGACGCCCCUCAGAAGCGGCGGGGGCGGCAGCCGCGUCCUCCUCAGCCACCACCAACGCCGGCCCCGGAAGGCUCCUCCGCCGGCGCUGCUCCGGGUGCUUCUGUCGGGGUUGCGGGCGGCAGCCAGGCGUCGUCGUCGUCGUCGUCGUCGUCCGGCUCUGGCACGCUCAGCUCCUUGGAGACGCUCCCCACGCAGGACCUGCCCUCCAUCCCCGAGGAGGACGCGGAGCCCGCCGCACCGAGCCCGCAACCCUGGGGGCGCCUCUUCGGGCUGGCCAAGGGUUUCCCCAACUGCGACUGUGUGGAAAAUGAAUACUGGUUUGGCAGAGACACAAGUUGCGACUACAGCUUUGCUAAGCUGAAGGUGGCCGAGACUGAGCUCUACAAACAGUACAGCAAGAAGCACUUCCGUAUCUUCAGAGAACUGGGACCCAGAAGCUCCUACGUGGCCUAUAUUGAAGACCAAAGUGCAAAUGGAACCUUCAUCAAUGGAAAAGUCAUUGGGAAGGGCAAGAAGCUUCCCUUGGCAUCUGUUGCAGAAAUUGCACUCUCCCUGCCCCAGAACAAAGUGUUUGUGUUCUCUGACCUCACAGAGGAUGAUCAUCAGUUGGAGUAUCCCAAGGAGCUCAGGGACAAAUAUAUCAUAUCAAAAACGUUGGGCAGUGGUGCCUGUGGAGAGGUGAAGCUGGCCUUUGAAAGGGACACCUGUAACAAAGUGGCAAUAAAAAUAAUAAAUAAGCGGAGGUUUAUGGCGGAUGUUUUGCCAGAAAAUCAGGACAAGCCCUUUAAUGUGGAAACAGAAGUGGAGAUUUUGAAGAAGAUUGACCACCCCUGCCUUAUCAAGAUAAUAGACUUCUUUGAAGGAGAAGACUUUUUCAUUGUGUUGGAAUUGAUGGAAGGUGGGGAGCUGUUUGACAAGGUUCUGCGCCCAGCAAGAUUGAGCGAAGCAACUUGCAAACUUUAUUUCUAUCAGAUGCUUUUAGCUGUGCAGUACCUUCAUGAAAAAGGCAUUAUUCAUCGGGACCUGAAGCUGGAGAACGUACUUUUAUCAUCUCCUGAGGCAAAUUGCCUUAUAAAGAUUACAGAUUUUGGGCAAUCCAAAAUUCUUGGAGAAACAUCACUUAUGAAAACCUUAUGUGGAACACCUGACUAUCUUGCUCCUGAAGUUCAAACUUUUUCUGGAACGGGUGGCUAUGGACGAUCAGUGGACUGCUGGAGCCUAGGAGUGAUUCUUUUUAUUUGCCUCUCCGGAUAUCCACCCUUCUCUGAUAAAAAUGCUCGGCUGUCUCUGAGGGAGCAAAUUGCCAGGGGAGACUACUACUACUGUGCAGAAAUUUGGGAUCAUGUGUCAAAAGAAGGGAAGCUGGCUAGACAAAGACAAGGAGCUGAAAGGGACUUCUUAGCCCCAGAAAACUACCUGUGGCUCCCAACAGGCUUCCAACUUCUCCUGGUCCUCAGUCAAGCAGGUGGGAGAGCCUUCGAUCUUGUACAGAAGUUGCUAGUAGUGGACCCACACAAGCGUCUUAAAAUAGAAGAGGCCUUGGAGCAUCCCUGGCUUCAGGAUGAAAAUAUGAAACACACUUUCCAACAGUUAAUCGCUCAAGCACAGGACCCAGUGCUUAAAUCAGAGGUGGAAACUUUGCCAUUCACAAGCAGAAAACGGCACUGCGCAGAACAGGAACAGGCUGGGCCCUCGAAGGUGCAAAUAGUGAAGAAAUGUUCUUAAUGGCUCUUGUGGUUAUUUUUUUUAAACAGAAUUUUAGAAAUCUAUUAAGCUCCUACAAAUUAUCCCUCGAUAAAUAAAAACUUUCUAAGACCGAA